Messenger RNA from Peniophora sp. CBMAI 1063, 1917 nucleotides. The record is from the annotation of a GenBank genome assembly. NCBI's taxonomy places the organism in Eukaryota, Fungi, Basidiomycota, Agaricomycetes, Russulales, Peniophoraceae.
AUGAUCCCCAUGGAAACGGAAACUGAUGCUGGUCUCGAUUGUUGUAUAGAUGUUGCAGGGACACGGGCCCUGAAUGGAGAUAUCCUUCGCGAGAUUUUUCACUUCGUCGCUGUUUCAGAGCCCGUAGUUGGACGGCUGGAACCGACGGGCCUGCGACGCCAGCGACUCGUCACUCCGCAUUCAUAUGGUUCUCCCGAGGUUAUCAAGAUCAAGCGCACCAACUGGAUGCGCCUAUCUCAGGUCUGCCGUUUCUGGCGGGCAGUGCUGCUCGAUAUGCCCGAGCUCUGGGCCGGUAUAGCGUUCACCUACCAGAACUUGAGGGCCUUCCCUACUUUGCUCUCUCGCGUCGGAGAUGGGCCCCUAGACAUCGAUCUUUCUCGGCGAGAUCCAAACCCUUCCUAUGACCCCGUCGACGACUCCACCAGGCUGAGUUCGCAGGAGGAGACCGCGUUGGAAUACCUCUUACGGGCACGUUCCCUCACACUCGGCUCCAGAGCAGACCCUGGGCUUCUAAGCCUACUGCCGUCCGGGAGCUGGGACUCGAUCCGCCACUUCGGGCUCCGCAUUGCUUACAGAGACGAAAGCCAUCCUUUCUUUGGAGGCCGAAUCGUGGAACCUGCGACCCCCGAGAACAGCGUAGCGCCUGAAAUCCAGGACCCUCCUCUUCGCAUCAACGCUCCGUCCCUCCGAUCCUUCUCGAUAGAGCUCGAGCGGCAUGGGGUCCUUCGCGAGCCUCGCCCAGCAAGGCUAUGCUGCUUCUAUCCCAAGCUCCAAUUCGUCUUUCCGGCUCUUCGUACGCUCAAAGUGUACAUUAUCGACGGCAGACCGUGGAACCCGCUCCGCGACUUCACUUGGCUCAUCGACCUCAUGCACGCCUCGCCGUUGUUAGAAAAUCUGUCGAUCUCACUCGAUCUCCGAUAUAUGCCAGACUGGAGCGCUGCAUUGCGCCACGCACAGCCUCCUACGCUGGCCCAUCUCAAGCACCUCACGAUUGAAGAAUGCGCCCUGACCACGUCAGCGCCGCUCGUGCAGUUCAUCUGCCCAAUCCCGCCGCCCUCCCUGAAGUUUUCAUUGGGAACAUAUCAAGGCAGACAACGUUCCUCUGGAAGGGGGGGUCUAAGAAACGAAUCACUCGCUCAUGAUUUCGGUAGUUUCCUCUGCCAGCCGACGCAUCAUGCACUCGCGAUCUCACUAGCACCGAGAAGCGAUGGAGGAGUCGCAGACGCGAUUUUUGCUUCUACUCCUACUCUCCAAGACCCUACCACCUUUUCGUCACCCUUCAUUGAGGAAACGAAUGUAGGAGAGCCUUCAAACGGAACGCUGCUCAACUUCGCGAGCGUGGAUCAAUCGGAUGGGGCCGGACAUGAGUGGGCCGAGACUCUCGGAGAGCAAAUCCCCAACGCGGUGAACAUCGAGCAGCUCUUUUUGCACCUCGCAACGCGCGACAUCCACAGCCGUCACCAGAGUGGGAUUGGGAUCAACGUCAGCACUCUUCGACUACAGAUACUGCGGCACAUCUUGAGACGCAUGACCUCUGUCCGGACACUUUACCUUGUUCAGCCCUUCACCACCGACACGACGGAGCCUAACACCUUGAACUUGCUGCGUCCGUCGGGCAACGGCGUCUUUCCCGAGCUGAACACGCUCAUCGUCGCCAUGCAUAUCGAGUGGGUAGGAAGUCCAGAUGAACUGCGUCAAAGCCUUGCACGGUGGUGGGAGGCCCUUGGCGAAAUGGUAUUGCUUCGCCGCGAAAACGGGAUGCAGAUUUGUACACUGCGCAUACUGGGUUACUGGGAGUCAAAGGAGUUACAAGAGCUCCUUCGGGACGCCGAUACACAGGGUCUGGAUAGGGCGAAGGCGUUGGUGGGGAGCGUGAGUGACGAGCGGAGUCUCUACGAGGGUACAAUCCGACUAUAG